UCUGGUAUAGAUAUAUUGAGAUCACUGUUUUAGCCACAAUGAUUCUGCAAAUACAAUUUCUCAUCAUCAUCAUGAUGUUCAUAACAUUGCCUAUGUAUGCUCUGGCAUAUUCUGCACUGUCAUAUCCUACACUGACAUAUCCUGCAGAGACAUAUUAUACAGAAGGGCUUAUUAUAGCAAAACCUGGGUGUAGUUUCAGAUGUGGAGGUGUUGAAAUCUCUUACCCUUUUGGAAUGAAAGAUCCCAAAUGCUACGUAGGCAAGUGGUUUGAAGUAGAAUGCAGAGAAACUUCCGAAGGUCAAAAACCCUACUUAAAGUCUUUAAAUCUGGAAGUGAUAGCCCUAGGCUUGAAUUGGGUAUAUAUCAUGAAUCCAAUUUUCCGUUGGAAUUGCCCAAGCAGAAGAGCGAAGCCAGAAGUAAUCAACCUGAGAGGAAGCCCUUUUGUGUAUUCCCAGAAAUUCAACAUGUUUGUGGCCGUUGGAUGCAACAACCUUGCUUUUUUUCAAUCCAACGGGUCCACUGUUGGUUGCUGUGUGUCCAUUUGUGACGACAGUGAAGAAGUCAACGGUAACUUGGGCUCGAUAAGUAGUUGCAGUGGCAGGUACUGCUGCGAGACUUCACUGCCCAACUAUCUCUCAGAAUAUAACGCAACACUUGAAGAUUUGAACACCAAAAACAAUGACACUGGGAGUGAAAAGUGUCGUUAUGCAUUCAUUGGAUAUCGAGACUUGUACCAGCGAGAUACGUAUGGGCUUAACAGUUCGGAUUAUGUUCCUGCAAUGCUUGAGUGGGAGAUUUUGGACAACAUGCUUCACAAUUCUACCCGUCAACUCCUUUCAGAAUCAGAUCAUGCCACUUGUAGUCGCUCUAAUUUUGGAUCUUCACAAAACACAAGCACUGGUUGGCAAUGCUACUGCUUAGGAGGCUUCUAUGGCAAUCCCUACGUUGCAGGAGGCUGCACUGGUUACAAUCACAGUCUAACGAAGAACUGGGCUAUAGUAGGAGUUUCGUCAAGUCUGGGAUCUGUCAUUUUUCUCCUUGGUCUAUGGUUGUUGUAUAAGGUUGUAAGGAAGAGAGUGAUAGAGAAACGUAAACAGAAGUUCUUCAAAAACAAUGGUGGUUUGUUGUUGCAACAAAGAAUGUCAUCUAAUGAAGCUAAUGUAGAGAAAGCUAUUCUCUUUAGCUUGGAUGAUUUAGAGAAAGCCACUGACAACUUUAAUACGGAUAGAGUUGUUGGAAAAGGAGGGCAAGGCACUGUUUACAAAGGAAUGCUAGUAGAUGGUAGAAUUGUUGCAGUGAAGAAGUUUAAGGUGGAAGGAAAUGUUGAAGAGUUCAUCAAUGAGUUUGUCAUUCUCUCACAAAUCAACAAUAGAAAUGUGGUUAGGUUGUUAGGAUGUUGUUUGGAGACAGAAAUUCCCCUUCUUGUUUAUGAAUUCAUUCCUAAUGGUAAUCUUUUUGAAUAUUUGCAUGAUCAGAAGAAGGAGUUAUUACCAAUGACAUGGGAGAUGUGUUUGAGAAUUGGCACGGAAAUUGCAGGAGCUCUAUUUUACCUGCACUCAGUUGCAUCUAAACCCAUUUAUCAUAGAGAUAUCAAAUCCACAAAUAUACUAUUGGAUGAAAAGUAUAGGGCAAAAAUUGCAGAUUUUGGAACAUCCCGGGUAAUUUCUGUUGAUGCUACUCAUCUUACUACAGUUGUUCAAGGUACCUUUGGUUAUUUGGAUCCUGAAUAUUUUCACACCAGUCAAUUUACAGAGAAAAGCGAUGUGUACAGUUUUGGAGUAGUUCUUGCUGAACUUCUAACAGGCCAAAAACCAAUAUCACCAGCGAGUUCUGGAGAGUUCAAGAGUUUAGCAUCAUAUUUUGUUGAGUGUCUGGAGGAGGACAAUCUGUUUGAGAUUAUUGACAAAAGAGUUGUGAAAGAAGCAGAGAAGGGACAAAUCAUUGCCGUUGCUAAUCUUGCAAAUAGAUGCUUAGAGUUGAAUGGAAGGAAACGUCCAACUAUGAAAGAGAUCACAUUUGAAUUAGAAGGGAUUCAUGGAUUGGUUAGGAAAAGUAAUGCAGAGAAAAAAGGUGACCAAGUUGAGCUUGCUCGGGUUCAAGAUUGGCAUCCUUGGGAUGGAUAUUCUGCGUCAAAGUCAUGGGACCCCAAGGUUGUACCUAUGGAACAAUAAAAAGUAAUAGCAGUUCAUGUUCUGAUUCAUGGUUGGGAGAAACUCAUGGAUGCUUGUUCAUCUUCUUCUCCAAGAAGGGAGCUAUCAGUACUCAGUUACAGCAUUCCAUCUCAUUUUCAAAUAAUGAUGGUAGAAAUGCUUUAUAAAAUGCUUAUGUUGAAUGUUUCUGAUGUAUUUAUAUUGUCGUUUGUAGUGGUGCCUUCAUAAGCUGAGUUGUUAUUGCUAGAAGUUGAGUUUGUAGUAGGGUCUUUGUAUGUCUAUGUUAAUUUUCUUUUGAAAACCUCCACCAACUACUUUAAACACAUGGGAAUUAUAUGUUGGUUAAUAUUGAAGCUUUUAUAGUAAUAUCAUAGCUUAUUAAAAAUAUUGAAGCA
This is a messenger RNA of Vigna unguiculata (cowpea), 2545 nucleotides long. RefSeq names its product wall-associated receptor kinase-like 10. NCBI's taxonomy places the organism in Eukaryota, Viridiplantae, Streptophyta, Magnoliopsida, Fabales, Fabaceae. The record is from RefSeq and is a predicted model, not a curated record.